AUGAGGAGAGGACUUGCUUUUACGGGAAACGCUCACGUUAAGCCACAUCGUUCCUCUGUUACCCUUUCCCCGUUAUCCACGGAGCGACAAAUUCGUAAGCCUGUAUCGCAAAUGUGCACACUCCGCGGAUCGCCGAAAAUUGCGGAGAGGGGAGGAGAGGAUACCGAAUGCAUCGAUUUCUCUCACAGCAACGCGGCCUACUCUCAAACAUCCAUUACUCACAAUGUAUUUCGAAUCUUAUGCACUAUGGAACCUUAUCUACCUGUAGCAUUUUUCAACACCAAAAUUCAAUGCUUGCCGAGAUCCAUGCUAAUUUCUAUCUAUAUCAUCACUGGAAAGGCCUUUUCGAGAAUUUUGCAACCGUUACCGAGUCUUUCUGGUAGAGUUUAA
Messenger RNA from Sclerotinia sclerotiorum 1980 UF-70, 390 nucleotides. RefSeq lists its product with no specific name. Lineage: Eukaryota; Fungi; Ascomycota; Leotiomycetes; Helotiales; Sclerotiniaceae. Bases 1 to 390 code for a protein of 129 amino acids. The transcript is spliced from 2 exons. The record is from RefSeq and is a predicted model, not a curated record.